GGAAGAUCUGUGCAGUGGAACAGGAGCAGCAGGAGAGGAAGGAGUGGGAGAGCAGGGAAAGUGGGGGAAUCUCUGCAAACCCUGGAGUCUCAUUCAGCACCAGCCGCCACUGGACAGCGGCUGAACUGCGGAGUUGAUCCAGAAACGGGAGAUUUGGCUCCAGCAGUCUGGGACUAACACCUCAGGGGCGCUUUGGUUUCCACACUUAGUAAAAAAAAACCACGCUGGUAUUUUUGACUCCACACACCUGUCUCUUCUUCCCUGUUUCCUCCUCCUCUUAUUCUUUUUUAAAAAAUUUGAAUUUCAUCUGUGCGGCGCUUCAAACAGCAGGCGGGUCCGGAGCGGACUGGAGGGCAAAGACGCAGGAAGAAAAACGCAAAACAGAAAGAAAAGCUGGAUGGCGGCAGAAGUUCACUUUCACCACUUUGGACUCACUGGCACGAGGAGGAUUUAAAGGAGCUUGCUGUAGCGCCCACCGGCUCGUCUCUUGACAUUCUGCCUGCAUGAAGAAGGACUAAAUGCACCCGAGUAGUUCUGGAGAAGGAGAGAAGAGAAGCAAACCCCAGCUUUGUUCCUGUCUUCUGAGUGCGCUCUCUGUGGACUCUGUGGUCUCAGCUCACCCUGCACUGUUUAGUUUCUCCAUGUAGCCACUACUCACAGGUGCAGGAAAAGACUGAAACACAAAGAGUAAAGAAGAAAGGGUAAAAGACAAAGAGAGCGAGGCUGCAUAAUUAGUAUUACCGAGUUUGUGUCAAAGCUAGAGACCAUGAGAAGAAGCUUCUGAAGACGACUGUGCUCUGAAAAACAUUGCAGCUAACCUUCAGGACAUUUGCAUGUGCGGGCCGUUAUAUGCGUGCAUUCCUCUUUCAUUUUCAAAGGACUUGAAUUUGUAUUUGGAUGCGGAUUUAGCCUUUCAUUAUGACUCUGCGAGGAGGCUUUGAGAGAAUGUGGACUGGCUGCUGUAGAGGUGCCUGCUGCCGGGUGCUGCUGCUGGCUUGUUAUUUCCUGAUCGCCUUGGCAGCCAAGCCGAAAAUGCCAGGCCACACACACCUCAAUUCAAUACGCAUUGAUGGGGAGAUAUCUCUGGGCGGACUGUUCCCAGUGCAUGCGAGAGGGAAUGACGGCAAAGCCUGUGGGGAGCUUAAGAAGGAGAAAGGGAUCCACAGGCUGGAGGCCAUGCUAUUUGCCCUGGAUCGAAUCAAUAACGACAAUGAGCUGCUGCCUAAUAUCACUCUGGGGGCCCGCAUCCUGGACACCUGCUCCCGGGACACUCACGCUCUGGAACAGUCACUGACAUUUGUUCAGGCGCUGAUUGAGAAAGACUCAACGGAUGUCAAAUGUCUCAGCGGAGGGCCGCCCAUCAUCACCAAGCCUGAGAGAGUGGUGGGAGUGAUCGGUGCAUCUGCCAGCUCCGUGUCAAUCAUGGUAGCCAACAUAUUGCGUCUCUUCAAGAUCCCUCAAGUGAGCUACGCCUCCACGGCUCCAGAACUGAGUGACAACACCCGCUAUGACUUCUUCUCCCGGGUGGUGCCCCCGGACACCUACCAGGCCCAGGCCAUGGUGGACAUCGUCAAGGCCAUGCGCUGGAACUACGUCUCCACUGUGGCUUCAGAAGGAAACUACGGAGAAAGCGGCGUCGAUGCGUUCAUUCAAAAGUCCCGAGAGGAUGGUGGCCUGUGCAUUUCACAGUCGGUGAAGAUACCACGUGAGCCAAGAACUGGAGAGUUUGACAAGAUAAUUCGCAGGCUGAGUGAGAACCCGAACGCCCGAGUAGUCAUUAUCUUCGCCAAUGAGGAUGACAUCAGACGGCUCCUUCAAGCUGCUAAGAAGGCCAAUCAAACAGGACACUUCAUCUGGGUGGGGUCAGACAGCUGGGGCUCCAAAAUCUCCCCGAUUCUGAACCAGGAGGAAAUGGCUGAGGGCGCCGUCACCAUCCUGCCCAAACGCCAAUCCAUCAAAGGUUUCGAUCGCUAUUUCGUCAGCCGAACACUAGAGAACAACAGGAGGAACAUCUGGUUUGCAGAGUUCUGGGAGAAUAACUUCCAGUGCAAGCUGAGUCGACAUGCGGUGAAGAAAGGAUCUGGCAUCAAAAAAUGCACAAAUCACGAGCGGAUCGGGAAAGAUUCAUCUUAUGAACAGGAGGGGAAGGUCCAGUUUGUGAUUGAUGCGGUGUAUUCCAUGGCCCACGCUCUACACAACAUGCACAAAGAUCUCUGUCCUGGAAAAGUUGGCCUCUGCCCCAAGAUGGAUUCCAUAAAUGGCACAAUGCUGCUCAAGUACAUCCGCGAUGUCAACUUCACAGGAAUUGCCGGCACACCAGUGGUCUUCAAUGUGAAUGGAGACGCUCCUGGUCGCUAUGAGAUCUACCAAUACCAGAUGGCAAAUAACACCACAGAGUACAAGAUCAUCGGCCACUGGACGGAUCAGCUCCAUUUAGAGAUCGGUGAGAUGCAGUGGCCUGGGGGAACACAAGAAGUCCCCUCCUCUAUUUGCAGCCAACCUUGCCGUGCUGGCCAGCGCAAGAAGACAGUCAAGGGAAUUCCAUGUUGUUGGCACUGCGAGAAUUGUGACGGGUACCAGUACCAGGCAGACACUUACACAUGCAAGAUGUGCCGUUUUGAUUUGCGGCCCAACGACAACCACACUGGCUGUGUUUCCAUUCCCAUUGUUAAGCUGGAGUGGAGCUCCCCCUGGGCAGUCAUCCCUGUCCUAAUCUCUGUCUUCGGCAUCAUGGCCACGAUGUUUGUGGUCGCCACCUUUAUACGCUACAAUGACACACCCAUUGUUAAGGCAUCGGGUCGAGAGCUGAGCUACGUGCUGCUGACGGGUAUUUUUCUGUGCUAUGCCACAACAUUCCUCAUGAUCUCCACUCCUGAUGUGGUAAUAUGCUCACUGCGACGGAUUUUCCUCGGCCUGGGUAUGAGUAUAAGCUAUGCAGCACUGCUUACCAAGACAAAUCGGAUCUACAGGAUUUUUGAGCAGGGCAAGAUGUCGGUCAGUGCCCCUCGAUUUAUCUCCCCGGCAUCCCAGUUAGUCAUCACUUUCAGCCUGAUAUCAGUGCAGCUCCUCGGAGUGUGCAUCUGGUUCGGUGUUGACCCGUCACAAGCCAUCAUCGACUACGAGGACCAGCGUACGACCAAUCCUGGGAUGGCCCGUGGUCUUCUGAAAUGUGAUAUAUCCGACCUGUCCCUCAUCUGCCUGCUGGGUUACAGCAUGCUGCUGAUGGUCACCUGCACGGUUUACGCCAUCAAGACCAGAGGGGUUCCCGAGACAUUCAACGAGGCCAAGCCCAUCGGCUUCACCAUGUACACCACUUGCAUCGUGUGGCUCGCCUUCAUCCCCAUCUUCUUCGGGACCUCACAAUCAGCAGAGAAGAUGUAUAUCCAGACCACAACCUUGACCAUCUCCGUGAGCCUCAGUGCUUCCGUCUCUCUGGGAAUGCUCUACAUGCCCAAGGUCUACGUGGUUCUCUUUCAUCCGGAGCAGAACGUACCCAAGCGCAAGCGCAGCCUGAAGGCUGUAGUCACUGCAGCCACCAUGUCCAACAAGUUCAACCCUAAAGGUGGCCUGAGGCCCAAUGGAGAGGCCAAGUCUGAACUCUGUGAAAGUCUCGAAACACAAGACUGUGUUGAGGGAGGGGAGCCUUGUGGGGGACUUUAGGCUCUCAGUACUGGCCUCCAAGCAGACUUACAUAAGCUACAGUAACCAUGCCAUCUAAGACAGAGACGAACCGUACAAGUGGAGCAAGGGCCUGCCUGAGGAGAAAUCACCGGAUUCUGGGGAAUAGUGGAGAAACACUGGAGGACUUCAACACUUCUACAGCGGAGAGGACUGGGGUGGAAAGAUGGGAAUUCGUCACUCCAUAAAUAGAAAGGAUGUCAUAUUUUUCUAGAGAAUCAGGUAAAGGCUCGGAUGCCAAAAUUUAUGAGAUAGCGAAAUGAUCCGCAGGAGGGAGUUGGAGAGACGUCGGGGGGGAAAUUGGACAGUUAAUUUUCCUCUUCCCACCCUUUCUGAGAUGCGAACGAGAGGUUGAACAGUGACGUUUUCCCAGAUGCAGGCUGAGUGAACACCUGGAGCCGACCGUACCGUUUUCCUUCUGAAAUGUAUAGCACACAAUUUCAGUUCUCUCCGAGGCUGAUCCAUUUUUCCUCAUUUCAACAAAAACGGGGAAAAAGAGAGUUCUGUUUUUGCUCUAGUCAAAUGCAGUUUACAAGAUGAAAGAGUAAAAAAAAAUUAUAUUCAUUAUUUUUGGUUACCGGUAUUAUUGUUGCUGAAAGCUGCAGUACUCUCCAAACUGCCUUACUAUAGUACAUUCAGUAUUCCCACACGAACUGACCACAUGUGAAACACCUAAAAAUAAAGCAGCGGGUCAUCCCAGCGGGGUUUUUUUUUUUUUAUAUAAAUGUUUCAUAAUAAUGAUGAUGACGCCACCAUCUUGGCAAACCUAGUGUACAGUCCCAGAGCAUGCGUGUGGGAGCAUCACGUGUACUGUGCUGUGUUGUCAAACGUCUAUGGAAUGCAACAUUUGUCAUGGUUGUCAUUCACAGUGGAGAUGUCAUUUUGAAACCAUUACCCACUGGGUUACCCCUCUGCUGAAAAAAUAAAUAAAUUCAAAAAAAAAAAAGAGUAAUUCAAAACACAAAAAGGAGCCACACCUUUAUGGCUCCUGACGCACUCUAUAAAUGUCAGCCAGGACUUGGAGACUUGGCGAUGCAUACUUUAAUCAUCCAAGAUUUAUUGGCCCUUAUUUAUCAUGCGCUUGUUGAAGCCUCCUGAAAGUCAAGCAGUCAACACUGAAGAUGCUUUUCUUGAAAACAACAAAGCAACCAAGGUUGUUUCCAUACUACGCCAUGUUUUUUUGUAUUUGUGUAUGGAUUUCUAUUGCAGAGGGUCUAGAUUAACAUGGUUGAGAGAGAUUCUGUCAGUGAGUGCAGUGCUUGAUAAUUUUUACAGGAAUAAUAUACCACAGCAGUCUGUUGUCAUUCAUUUCAAAGCUUGAAGGUAAGGAAUGGGAGCUAUCACACUAAGACCCGCUGUGAUUUGUGGUAGGUGCACAGAUUACCUGGGCCUCUUGCAAAGUUUUCCCUCUCCUCUGCAUCAUGAAUUUUGACACUGCAGUAGAAAUGAUUCAUGAGGUUUAAUGGUAAUUUUGGUGCAAAAUUAGACUCAUGUAGCUUCUCAGCAGGAAGACCCAUUUGGAGAAGUUGCAAUCGCAGUUUCAUCAAAGAGCAAAAAGAUAACUAGGUGAAUGACAUACUGUACCGCAGCAUGUGUGUGAGAGUAUUAACUUUUAACCAACUCAGUGUGGCCUGUGUUCGUUUAAAUUUAAAUAGUCUCCACAGUCCUUGAGAAUUAGAUUUUGGAAAUUGAGAACUUCUCAUAUGAACGUACAUUUAACAGUCACUUCAUUAAACCAAAUACUUUGGAUUGCAUUUACAUUAGACCAGUAUUAAGUAACAGUGUCCAUCAAAGUGUGGAUUAAGUCCGAAGCUAUACACAGGUUUCAACCUCAUUAAGCUCAUUAUUUGUUUGGUUUUUUAUAUGACUUUGUGGUAAAGUUGUGAGGAUGUCAACAGCAAACCCUUUUUGGGCUCUUACUUUUUUUUGAGUAGCCUACUGGUAUUCCUAAAUUUAAAAAGAAAUAGAGACCUAGAAAAACAAUUAGGGCCGUAGUUAUUUUUUUAAGAAAUUACAAUAACUCAUCUCUUUUUUAAGCAUUAAGCAAACACUAUGCAGUGUGUAAGACCAAGGUGCAACAUUACUUAAAAAAGGAGAUUACUAAAGAAUUCUGGAGCAAGACAGAAAACAGUAAAACAUGGAAACUAACAAAGGAUCUGUUUUGCUGUGUGUUUCAAUAAUUCAAACAGGGUAGUCUAUUAAGUAAUUAAUCACUAAGGUUUUCAUUGGAAGUACAGUGCCGACCUCUGCUGUGUCGCAGACGCUGUGUGUGCGUGCGUGUGUGUGUGUGUGGGGGGUCGCUGUCAAACACUGCCAUGGACAGCAGAGCAGAGAAAGACAAGGAAAGCUGCCUGCACUGUGAAACCAAACACUCCCAUACAUGAGUAAAAGUUUUGCAUUGUAGAGCCCUGCAGCAAACACUUGUCAAGCCAACACACUAAUGCAUCCACGUAUCUAGAUUUGAUUUUAAUAUCUUUUAGUGUCUCCAGUGUCCACAUUGAAACCAGUUUGUGUACAUUCCCAAAAAUUUAAAUAACAACAAAAAUUGAAGAGGAUGGAUAGAAGACGAUGGUUUUAUGUUUGCUAGCCGUCUGAAAACUGGUCGCAUCUUAACUUUAUUCCACUGUCUUGAAUCAAUCCAUCCUAAAUGUGUCUUUGGUGCAUUUACACCUCUUUUUCCAUGUGGUUAAGAACUAGCUGACCACAAUCUGAUCAGGUGUGGAUGGACAGCAUCCAUCCUUCCCAGCAGGACACAGCAAAGAUAUGCAGUAAACCAGUGAGUGAUUUAGUUUAAGACCCAGAUGCUGGAGUUGAAUUUGUCAGGUGGUCAAAAGGACGACUAACAGGAUACUGAUGCCAAUAUGUCGAUGGGUCAGUAGUGUUUCUGUUUUUUGUUAAGCAACUGGGAAAAAAACACUUAAUGCAGCUUAAAACUUCUACUGAGAUGACAUCCACAUCGAAGUCUAAGACAAAUGAUUUGAUUUCCUUUUAUUUUCAAACGGAUCAGGUGGACAUACAGCUGCUUGAGAAAUAAGGGCCAGUGCCUUCAUUCUGUGCCUCAUAUACCCAUUCAAUUACCACAGCCAGUCUUUCCAUGGAUCCUUCAUUUUGCUUUUGUAUCCAUUACCUUUCAAACAUGUGUGUUCCUUUCAAAUAUAAAGAAGAAAAGGAUUACAUUUACAGUUUGUAAUUGUGUGUGUAACCUUCAUUCAAGUCUCUGAUCUCUAAAAAUAUUUGUUAUACACUCUGGAAUUUGUCUCAUUUAAUGUUAGCCUCAGCGAUGCAAAAAUCUGUAUGUUGCAUGUCAGAACCCAUAACAAGUCAUGUGAACACUUUAAGACAAAGGUGUAAUGUCCAGAAGGAAAAAUACUGCAGAGGAUUAUAAAUAACAAAUAUUUUGGUUUGAUAAAUUAUUCUCUCAGCUUCAACAAAAGUCUAAAAUGUUGCCGCAAAUGUUUUCUCAUCAUUUGAUAAAAAAAAAGUAUUGUUUGUGGGAUUGUUUGUGUUUGUGAAUAUGAUCAUUUCAGUUUUUUUUUUUGCCACAAAUCAUUUUGUUUUUUCUAAAACACUUUGUCUGUGUUACAAAAUAGAAUAUGUAAGUGCUGACUGAAAUUAAAUGGCAAGUUAAUGUUCGUUAUUAAAAUGGAUUGAUCAUGUCUGCUUUAUGUACUGAAUUAUAAAAAAAAAAAAGAAAGAUAAAAAAUAAUUACAGUGCCUGGAUAUUUAUGAAUUAUCUAUAGAAAAAAAAAAUGUGUAGAGCAUGUUCAUUUUUAUACAAGAUAUUUCUAAUAAAAGACUGUUUUGCUAA
Messenger RNA from Hippoglossus stenolepis (Pacific halibut), 7486 nucleotides. Its product is annotated as metabotropic glutamate receptor 4. The transcript has 12 exons. Bases 919 to 3660 code for a protein of 913 amino acids. The record is from RefSeq and is a predicted model, not a curated record. NCBI's taxonomy places the organism in Eukaryota, Metazoa, Chordata, Actinopteri, Pleuronectiformes, Pleuronectidae. Gene Ontology annotation, molecular function: adenylate cyclase inhibiting G protein-coupled glutamate receptor activity. Gene Ontology annotation, cellular component: membrane. Gene Ontology annotation, biological process: regulation of synaptic transmission, glutamatergic; G protein-coupled glutamate receptor signaling pathway.